AUGCCCACAGCGCACGACGAGUUCUCGCCAGGUGGCCUCAGCAACUCGCGGACGCAAUUCAGCUCGGACAGCUCCAGUGGGCAAAAUGGCUCGUCGCUCUUGCGGAUUCCAUCGGAAUCCGAUUCUGACGACCUGGACCUCAAUGGUGAAACAGGUUUUCAGAGGGGGAUCUCGCCUUGCUCAGCCAACUCUGAAUUCUCAGCGGUGUCCGCCUCCAAGAGGAGGGUCAGCGAGUCCUUGGCUCGAGAUUUCAUUCGGGCGCAAUCGGAGGUUCAGCAGGCCUUGACGAUGAAGCUUCGCAUCAACAGGUUCAGGAACAGUUUGGCAUUGAGCAAUUUUAUGGCCUUGAUCAUCUUUGCAGAUGCGUAUGCCAACUGCUGUGACAUUGAUGCGCGUGCUGCAGGGACGGAGCUGCCUCUCUGGCUCACGAUCAUGUCCGAAGUGUGCCUGGGGAUUUACACUGCGGAGUUCUUGCUGUCUGUCUUCUUUGAUGGUUGGGCCAUGUGCUGUGACAGACUGAAGGUCCUGGAUGCCCUUCUUGUUGCAUGUGGAUACAUAGAGUUGUUGCUGAAUGCACUCUUACCUGGCAACGUCUUUUCAAGCCUAAGUGUCAUAAGGAUACUUCGCUUAGUACGCAUCCUCCGGCUGCUGAAGAUUCUCCGCAAGGUCAAGGCUUUGCGUGAGCUGCAGAAGCUUAUCAAGAUGCUGAACACAUGCUUGAAGGCAUUGUUCUGGUCAUUUUGCUUCUGCUUUCUUGUCAUGACCGUAUGGGCCAUGCUUAUUGUUGAAUCAGUGCACCCGUUCGUGCAAGACUUCCCUGAUGAGUUCUUUAGUGAUUGCAACUACUGCGAGUUUGCGACCUCUUCUGUGAUGCAUGCCAACCUGCUGCUGUUCAAGACGGUGAUUGCGGGUGAUGGCUGGGGAGAGCUUGCCGUUCCCGUCAUUUUGGCAGCGCCCGAAACAUCGAUCGUCUUUAUAGGCGCCUACCUAACGAUCGUUUUCGGCGUGCUCAACCUUAUUGUUGCCGUUGUGGUGGAUCAGUUCGCCGAAGCUCGUGAGCGUGACGUGCUCAACUUGGCCGAAGAGUUGGAUCACGACAUGCGGACUGACAGGACCCGGUUGAAGAAGAUGUUUGACCGCAUUGACAAGGACGGUGAGGGGCAGCUGUCCUUAGAGCAGUUGAUGAGCGGAGCCCGCAACGAUGCCGAGCUUCAGAGCCGAUUGAAAGUCAUGGACAUCGACGAAGGCGACUUGCAUGAACUCUUCCAGAUGAUUGACGUGGAUGGUUCGGGUACGAUUGAGCUGGAAGAGUUCAUACGACCCCUCAGCCGGUGGGUGCACGAUUCCAAGACAGCGCCGAGGUUCAUCAAGUACAACCUCCUGCGUACGAUGCACCAGCAAGAAGAGCUGCACAAACAUGUGGAAAUCGGGUUUGUGAACGUGAACUCGAAGAUAGACUCUGUCGCGGCAGACUUGAAGAAAAUUACGCGGCUUUACACGGCCAGCACAAGAUCGGUCUACCGCGCCGGUGAACACAGAGCCGGAGCAGCGUCCAGCGGAGAGGAUUUCGUGGAGCAGCCACAUUCGUCAAAGCCGGUCACUUUGAAGGAGGUCUCGCCAGACGACUCCCUCGAGAUGGCCGUGGAAAGGCUACGAAAGAUUGUACUAAAGUCCACAGAGGCCGCUCUCGAAGGAUCUGCCGCCAUGAUGGAGUCCCUGCUUCGGGAGAGCGUGCGCACGGAGCUGCGCAGAACUGCAUCCGAGGCUUUCCCGUCCAGAGGGCCAUCCAUUGCGCCAUCUAUCCUGACGACGCAAGAAUCGAUGUUUGACAACUCCCUUUCUGCAAAAAUGCCCGAGAGCGGCCCUCGGGAUGGCCCGCAGGGCACCAUCUCGCUCUUCGCGGAUAAGGAUCGUGUGAACCCGCCGCCGUGGCAAGGUGGUAAGGCAGAUGUCGCCAUGUCGGAGCACGUGAACAGACUUGCGGGUUUUGACCGCAGAUGCCAGCUCCUGAAAUACAGCGGGCAGAGGAUCAAUGGACUUGGGGUUACGUCAGGGCGCGGUCGUCAAGUCAUCGCCACGGCGAGAAGUGCUGACAUGAUUCUGAUGGUUCUCGAUGCCACGAAGGAUGAUGCUCAGCGACAGCUACUUACCAAGGAGCUGAACGAUGUCGGCAUCCGCCUCAACAAAGCGCGGCCCAAGAUCUCCGUCACGAAGACGAAGACCGGAGGCUUCAAGUUCAAUGCCACCUGCACGCUCACAGAGGAAGUCUGUGACAGCUUCUGUUGCACUGGCCCCAUUCGCCCACUGUUCCGAUACGGCAAUGGCGGCACUGUGGCGUCAGCGUUCGGCUUCCGAGGCAGGUUCAGCCGUCCCGACAAGAACUCUUCCACAUCUGCAGCAUACGAUGAGUUGGUGAGUUUGACAUCUGCAGACGAAACAACAGAUCACGACGACGUAGGCACAACUGAGGCAACCAAAGCAGCAGGAGCCGCAACCAAGACAGCAGGAGCCACAACCGAUGCAGCAGGAGGCACAACCAAGGCAGCAGGAGCCAUCAGCGAGGCAGCAGGAGCCACAAGCAAGGCAGCAGGAGCCAUCAGGGAGGCAGCAGGAGCCACAACCGAUGCAGCAGGAGGCACAACCAAGGCAGCAGGAGCCAUCAGCGAGGCAGCAGCAGCCGCAACCAAGGCAGUGGGAGAGCCACAAGCAAGGCAGCAGGAGCCACAAGCAAGGCAGCAGCGGCCGCAACCAAAGCAGCAGGAGCCGCAACCAAGGCGGCAGGAGCCACUUCCAGAGCGGAAAGAGGAGGCCGCCCCAGCAAGCCAAGCUAAUUGGCAAGAGGAGCGGGAGCAGCGAUGGAGGCAGGACGCUCAGAGAGCAAAGGAAGAGACCAGGAGACAGAGGUUGAUCUCGGAGGUGACAAGAAUCUCGCAAAUUGACGCCGCGAACUUCAUCCGAUUGCUCGAGUUGAACAUGCACUACAGCCCGAAGGAGCUGGAGCAGCAAAAGCGAGCUCUGGUGCUGUUGUUGCAUCCCGACAAAGCCUCCACCCUUGCGCAGGAUGCAGCCUUGGAGGCGCAGGCUCGAUGCGCCUACGAUGCCGUGUGCAACGCGUACGAGGCGGCCAAGCAACAGCUGUUGCGGCACAGUACAGAUGCGCACACUUGGGAUGCUCGAGCCAGCAUGGCAGCAGAUGCCACCAAAGGAUCGCUGAGAGCAGUGUCCCCAGAGCAGACCCAACGGGCUCGAACCGGAGAUCAGAGGCGCGAUAGGACCCUGAGGACCCUGUACAGACUCAGAGAGCCCAUGAGCGACAGCGACGGCGGUACGGAUGGCAGCGAAGAGAAGGUGAAGUUGCUCAAGCCAAAGCAGCUAGUGCAGCACCAGUUCUUGGCGACGAAGCAGUGCUUCGACGGGACGGGCAGGGUGCUGCCAGAGACUUGGCUGCAUAAUCCGUGGGUGCAGCGGACCUUCGACGGCAUCGGCCGAAUCAAAAGUCUGACCCAGAGUCCUUCAGAUCACACGGACAACAAUCAAGAUCACCUACUCGAAACUCUGGAAGGCUUGAGAAGCAUUCGCUACCGGAGUUUGGAAAAGCCUCCUUGGCUAGAUGGCGAUGGUAAUGUUAUUUGGUCUCCGCUCAGGAUCCGAGUUGCCAACUUCGUGCUUAGCCAGUCUUUCGAGACCGUUAUGGGCAUGAUCAUCGUGGGCAACAUUUGCCUCAUCGUGUUCGAGGCGAACCAAGAUGCCCGCUGCAUACCCGAGUAUGUGGACAGGGGCAGGGAGUGUCCAUACGGCACUGAAUCAAUUGAAUGGUUGUUCUACACCAACCUCACACUGCUUCUGGUUUACUCAGUGGAGUGUUGUAUUCGUUGGUAUGUCGAGCGGACGGGGUUCUUCUGCAACAAGUGGAACAUGAUUGACUUGGUUACAGUACUGCUGGGAUGGGUGAGCAUGGUUCUGGCCUCUGUGGUCAAUCUCAGCAUUCUUCGACUCAGCCGGCUGAUCCGUGUGCUCAGGGCCAUCCGAGUCUUCAUCUCCAUACCGGAGUUCUACUUGCUUGUGACGGGUCUCUACUCAUCCAUCAAGGCCAUCUUCUUCGGAGCCAUGAUGCUGCUCUUCGUCAUCGUCUUCUGGGCCAUUGUUGCUGUGGAGAUCCUGCAUCCUGUCAUGGCGCGCAUGGAUUGGCAACGCUUGGAUUGUCCGGACUGCAUGUAUCGCUUCUCGGAUGUUUUCAGUGCCGGGGUGACGUUGUUUCAGCAGAUCGUGGCUGGCGACUCUUGGGGCGAGCUGUCCUUGCCGCUCAUUGCGGAGAACCCCUGGAUAUCCGUGAUGCUCUUUGCCAUCAUGAUGACCAUCUCACUAGGCGUCAUGAACUUGAUCCUAGCUGUCAUCGUAGAAAGAGCUACCGAAGCCAGAGAAAAUGACCAGGAGCAACGCAUCAAGAAAAAGGAGGAAGAGCGUGCCAAAAACAUGGUCGAGUUGGCUGUUCUCUGCGCCAACUUGGAUAAGGACGAGAGUGGCACCGUGUCGCUGGAAGAGAUGCAGGAGGGCUAUGACAGCGACAAGAACUUUAAGAUGCUGAUGGACCAGAUGGACAUCAAGAGGGAUGAGAUGGAAGUCAUAUUUCACGUGUUGGACUCCGACAAUAGUGGAAACCUUUCUUAUCUCGAAUUCUGCAAAAACCUCGGAAGCUUUUUCAAGCGCGAUCCCAUCAUCAUGCAUUCCUUGGUCCAGUGCACUGUUCUGGAUGUGAAGAAGCUGAUCCAAAAGGAAGUGGUUUCGGUGAUGAGGGAACAACACGCCGAGAUGAUGCGGGAGCAGCGGAAGCUUCUAGCAGCCUUCGGCCUACUGGCGGGUUCAGAGCCCAGGGACGUUCCGGUGCCUGCACCGAAGCUGCCCGAAAUCGCACUUAGGAGCCGUGCUCCUCUGGAGACGAUGGAGAGGAUACAAGCUGAGCUGGAACCGCUGAUGGCGAAGAUCGAGAGAAUCGCCGAAGUGUUGGACGCGCCAUCUGCGGAGCAAGGCAGACCAGAGGAUCGACCAGGGCUCAGCUUGGAAGCCCUGGCGCGUGAAGAGCAAGGCAACGAAGUCAAGCAAGACGACAGCAGCACGGCUCCACGGAGGAGAUCAGAUCCGGAGGUCGAGGUGCAGUAUGCUGUGAUGUGUGACAGCUUCCAACGACGUGCUGAUGAAGCCGAGAGGCUACAGCGCCGGUUGUACAAUGCUAUCCAGUACCUGAGCGCAGUCGGCGUGGUGACUACGAGCGACGUGUGCCCUGCAUUGCAAGACUCGGCCAAUGAGCUGCAGGAGAGUGAGGAGCUUUCAGCCUUGCGUGCGACGGCUGACGUUUGCAGCUCUGCCUUGGAGUCUGGGGACGCCCAGGCGCUCCGGCGCGCAGUGCAUGCUGGGCGAAGUGUUGCAGAGCGUCUGCACAGCACCGGCACGAGAGCCUCAGGAGCUGAGCAGCCAAAGAAGCUCUGGCUGCAGAGUUGGCGCCCCCGUGUCGACCCGGAUCGGGAAGAUCCUGUGAGCCAGGUCGAACCUCCAAAAGCACCGCUUCCGCCCGUUUCCGCAGGUGCGCCUGAGCCUGAAAAUCAGCAGCUUCAACACAAGAAGGAUCAGGCAGAUGCGAAGGUGCGUGCUGCAGAGCAUUCAGAGGCACUGAGGCUGUACGAGGAGCUCCUGGAAGAGCCCUUGGAGCGGAACCGCGUGGCGGUGCUUUGCAACGCAGCGCUGUGUGCGCUGAAGGUGGCGCCUUCGCAGUGCCGCUGGCCAUGGGUCAAGCACAUGCUGAAGCUCGCUCUGAAGUACAGCAGCGCCGCACUGGAAAUGGAGCCGACCAAUGUGAAGGCACACUUCCGCAGAGGAUGCGCUCUCGAGGCCUUGGAGCGGUUCAGGUGGGACACUUCCGCGGUCAAAUCCUCCACGGGCCACAAGACCUUAGACAAGCCAGAUAGCGUUCUCGACAUGUCGACUUACGGCUGGAGCUAUGCUCCGACAAACCGGGCAACCUGCAAGGGUAAAUGUGGAGAGAAGAUUGCCAAAGGAGCUGUCAGGCUUGGUGUGAGCAGUGAAGUCGGAGACCACACCAUGGUGAGCUACCGCUGCCUCGCAUGUGUGACCGACAAGCAGGUGGCAAACAUCAUCUUAAAGGUGGGAUCCCUUGACAGCGUCGAUGGCUUCGAUGGUCUCGAAGAGGACGACCAAGCAGCCGUGCUGGAGAAGGCCCCCGGCUGUGGUGGGGUGAAGGCCAAGGCCAAGGCCAAAGCUUCGGGCUCCAAGGCGGUACGGAAGGCUGCGGCUAAGCCGAAACCGGAAGCAAAGGCCAGGGCUCCGAAAGGGAAAGCCGCACCGAAGGAGAGGGCAGCUCCUAAAGGGAAAGCCGCCGCGAAAGAGAAGGCAGCUCCGAAGCGGAAGGCCGUUCCUCCAGCUGCCAAGCAGCACGAGUUCCUGGACAAGGCUAAGGAGUAUGACCUGAAGGCGGUAAAGGACAUGUUGGACGAACACCCGGACCUCAUCAAUGUGCAGCCGGCCGGGAGGUGGUCAGCCCUUCACCAGUUUGCAGAGAAGGGUGAUGUGGAGGCCGUGAGGUAUUUGCUGAAGAGGGGUGCCGAUCGGAAUGUCAAGACGAAGGAUGGACAGACGCCAGAAGAAGUGGCCCAUGAAGAUGUGCAAGACAUCUUCAAUGAAGAAGAAGAGGCUGAAGAGGACGAAGAGGAAGCAGAGGAGGAAGAUGAAGAAGCUGAGGCGGAAGAACCCCCCGAAGAGGAAAAGAAGGGAGCCAAGAGGAAAGCACCCGAGAAGCCUCCAGCUUCGCCGAAGAAGGUGGUGAAACCGGCUGAAGCAUCACCAUCUCCAGCGAAAAAGGCCAAGACAUCACGUCCGGUGGAUGCGGCGGUGCCGAAUCGGGAUACCUUCUCGGUGGCUGGCGACUGGUCUGUGCUCUUGAACCAGACGAAUGUUGGUGCCAACAACAACAAAUUCUACAGGAUACAGGUUCUCGAAGACACGAAGUCGAAGUAUUACUGUUGGACCCGCUGGGGACGUGUCGGAGCAACCGGACAGCACAAUCUAAGUCCCUGCCCGAGUGAGGAGUCAGCUCAGGCCAUGUUCAAGUCGAAGUUCAAAGACAAGUCCGGUGUGCACUACGACAUGAAGGACGCCCACGACUGGAAGCCAAUCGUUGGCAAGUACACGCUGGUAGACACGGAGGAGCAAGAGGGAGAAGGAGGCGAGUCAGCGCCUCUUGGCAAGCUCACAGAGAACCAGAUCGAGAAGGGGCAGGAAGUUCUUCAGCGAAUUGAGACUGCCCUGGCAAAAAAGAAUGACAAGCAGCUAGCGGACCUCUCCUCGGAGUACUACACCUUGAUUCCACAUGACUUCGGCUUCAAGGUGCCUCCUGCCAUCAAAACGUCAGCGAUGCUCGAAGCGGAAGAGGAGCUUCUGAAGUUCUAUCUCCGCAUGGGCUUCGAGGAGGUGCAGGCGGAGGACGAUGGACUCCUUCCAAUCAGUGGGGUUAUGUCCCUGCCCCUUCCAAAAGACCUGGAAACGGCUUGUUCUGGAAUCUGCACCGCGGGCAGCAUCAAGAGCUCGAUGGCACGCGGAAAGAAGCACCAGGAGAAGCAAAGCGGUGGUCCUUCGAAGGCGAUGGAAUCCCACCUCUAUGGUGCCAUUAUGUUGUAUACCUCGAAUGCGAUCUACAAGCAGUUGAAUGCAGCUCUGCGAAGUGAGGAUCGGAAUAAGAUCAAAAAAUACAAGCCGUACCUGAGGCUUCUCUUUGAAGCACUGAAUCGCCUGCCACAGCAGACGCGGACUUUGUGGCGGGGUAUUGGUGUAGAUCUCUACGACCAGUAUGCAGUUGGAUCCACCAUCACGUGGUGGGGUGUCAGCAGCUGCACGUCGGACCAGCAGGUGGCCAAGAACUUCAUGAAAGGCUGUGGCAGUGCUUGCACAUUACUCACAGUUAAGACCAAGACAGCCGCUGACAUUUCUGAGAUAACAUUCUACGGGAAUGAGAAGGAGAGUCUGCUUGCCCCGGGAACGCAGCUGAAGGUGGUCAACUCUGUGCGGAAGGGCAAGGUCUCUGAGAUAUCACUGGAAGAAGUCGGCAGAGCAGUGGAUUGA
Molecule: messenger RNA, 8127 nt
Organism: Symbiodinium necroappetens
Lineage: Eukaryota; Dinophyceae; Suessiales; Symbiodiniaceae
Source: the annotation of a GenBank genome assembly